This is a messenger RNA of Lacerta agilis (Sand lizard), 1313 nucleotides long. RefSeq names its product microtubule associated protein 1 light chain 3 alpha (gene MAP1LC3A). The record is from RefSeq and is a predicted model, not a curated record. Gene Ontology annotation, cellular component: autophagosome; cytosol; autophagosome membrane. Bases 323 to 688 code for a protein of 121 amino acids. Gene Ontology annotation, molecular function: ubiquitin protein ligase binding. The transcript has 4 exons. NCBI's taxonomy places the organism in Eukaryota, Metazoa, Chordata, Lepidosauria, Squamata, Lacertidae. Gene Ontology annotation, biological process: autophagosome assembly; autophagy of mitochondrion; macroautophagy.
AAGGAGGCUGCUGGUGAAGUCACCGCUGCCUUGCCAGCUCCGGGAAGCGCGGAGGAUCGCCCAGCCGGCGGCAGCGACGACGAAGCAGAAGCAGCAGCGACGGUCGGCUGGCUGGCUCGAGCUGCCCGCGAGGCACCUGCUGCCCGACGUCCCCCACUUCGAGGACUCAAAUAGGCGGCGUCCUCCGGCAGCCAGAGGCGGCUGUGGGGAGCUCGGUCGCGUCCCUCUCCAGCCGGGGUCUUUGGAGGCGCCCAGGGAAGAUCCCACUGUCCCUGCUGAGUCGCGGCGCUCUUUGCUCACACCCCUUCCAUCCCCGGCCGAGAUGCCUUCGGACCGGCCUUUCAAGCAGCGGCGGAGCUUCUCGGAUCGUUGUAAAGAAGUACAGCAGAUCCGAGAACAGCAUCCAAACAAAAUUCCAGUCAUUAUUGAAAGAUACAAGGGGGAGAAGCAGCUGCCUGUGCUGGAUAAGACCAAAUUCCUAGUCCCUGACCAUGUCAACAUGAGUGAAUUGGUAAAAAUAAUCCGUCGCCGGCUGCAGCUGAAUCCUACCCAGGCCUUCUUCCUGUUGGUGAACCAGCACAGCAUGGUGAGCGUUUCCACCCCUAUCUCUGAGAUCUAUGAGCAAGAGAAGGACGAAGACGGCUUCCUCUACAUGGUCUAUGCCUCGCAGGAGACCUUUGGCUACUGAACGCCUGUCUGCACCAGAGGACUGACUCCACAAACUGUUGCGUUGACAUCCCUGCCUCCCCAACACUCCCCACCCCUGGCACACCAGUGCAGACAGAGGCCUGUGGCUCGGGAGCAGCACAAAAAGCAACUGGUGUGCCUCCACCUUUGCAGUGCAACAGACCAAGCUAGUUCUGUGUGUGUAUGAUUGCGUGACCCACAAGUCUCUACUUCCUUGCCCUUGAACCCCCGUGUGGAACACUUGUUGCGUCCCCCUUCUUUCCCCGCUGCGUGCGCUUUCUCUGUCUCCUUUUCUGUCUCUGUUGUCAUCAUGUCCUUUUUUUCUUAGUCCAAUGCCAAAUUGAUGGAGCUUGUGGCAGGCGGAGGAAGAAAAAGGCCACCGCUACAGCAAGGGGAGGGGCUUAUCCGCUGAACUUUUAUUAAAGGGCCAGAAAUCUGAAGGCAAACAAACAAAAACAAAUAACUACCACUGCUCUUGCGGUUUUAAUUACUUGCAUAUCAAUUCUUGGUGCUACAGAGUAGAUGUAGGCGUAUUCUACAGGACUGUGUAUAAUGUAUAUCUCUUAGAUUUAUUUUAUUUUGUAAGCACGACGGGGGAAUAUAAUUUGCUUGCAUUAUGUAGAUUU